Molecule: messenger RNA, 860 nt
Organism: Sitodiplosis mosellana (orange wheat blossom midge)
Lineage: Eukaryota; Metazoa; Arthropoda; Insecta; Diptera; Cecidomyiidae
Product: coiled-coil domain-containing protein 25
Exons: 4
Coding region: 170-796 (208 amino acids)
Source: RefSeq, a predicted model, not a curated record
UCGAAAUCGUACAUAUUUGACAUUUCGUCGGUAAAAUGCUUUAAAUUCUGAAUUGAAAGAUCCGAAAAUACCUUCACAAAAACGCAAAUUAUUCUUUUACUCUGGAUAGCUGCAUUGAUAAUUAAAAAUAUAUUUUACAUUGAUAAAUUGAAUACGCUUUUUAAAAAAAAUGGUUUUCUAUUUUGUAAGCAACGUUGUGUCGCCUCCAUUCACAAUUUUUAUGGGAGCGGAAAAACAUGAAAAUGAAGACUUAAUCAAAUGGGGUUGGCCCGAAGACGUUUGGUUCCACGUAGAUAAAGUAUCUUCCGCUCACGUUUAUUUGAGGCUUCAGCCGGGCCAAACGAUCGAUGACAUUCCAUCUGCUGUGAUCGAAGAUGCCGCUCAGCUCGUCAAAGCAAAUAGUAUCAAUGGCAAUAAAAUGAAUAAUAUCGAUGUGGUGUACACAAUGUGGGAGAAUUUGAAGAAAACGCCGGCGAUGGAAGUUGGACAGGUGUCGUUUCAUCGUGACAAAGAUGUGCGUAAGAUUCGAGUCGAAAAGCGAAUUAAUGAAAUUGUGAAUCGAUUGAAUAAAACGAAAACAGAAGAGCAUCCAGAUUUCCGAGCUGAACGUGAAAAACGAGACGCGGCGGAGCGUGAGGACAAGAAGAAAAUUUUACGUGAGCAAAGAGAAAAGGCUAAAGAAGAGGAGCGCAAACGAAAAGAAGAAUCUGAACUGCGAAGCUACUCCAGUCUGCAAGCAAAUGAAAAAAUGCAAUCAAACUAUGACGACGGCAAUGAUUCGGAUGAUUUUAUGUAAUGGCAUUUGAAAACGAAAAAAAAAAACAAUAAAAAUAAUUUCUUUUGAAAAUCAAUUUAAGAAA